GAAUAAUAAAUAAAUAAAUGUUAUAUAGUUAAGGGAAAGAAAACACCUGGACGAACCUGGAAUCUUCCACGAGGUUUUCGGCGAGGACCAAUUUGGGGGCAUUGCAUCUCAAGAUUUACUUUUCGAAUCAAAAUUCUUCGUUUUUCCCCAACCAAUUGCUUCUCCCUCAGCCCGAAUUGGUUUGGUUGGUAUUGUAAUUGAUUUUGUUGGGUGCAUCUGAAGAUCUGAGGGUUUAGGCAAAUGACGAGUGGUUUUGGGGAAUCAACUAGAGCGUCUGUUCCGAGCCCUUCAUGCUCAGGGAACAGUUCAAACGAUGCUGGUGAUUUCGAAUGCAACAUAUGCUUUGAUUUGGCGCAAGAUCCAGUGAUCACUCUGUGUGGUCAUUUGUUCUGUUGGCCAUGCCUCUAUAGGUGGCUCCACCAUCACUCCCAUUCUCAGGAGUGCCCUGUUUGCAAGGCCCUUGUGCAGGAAGAGAAGUUGGUGCCUCUUUAUGGAAGAGGCAAAUCGCCUACGGAUCCCAGGACCAAAUCAUAUCCUGGAAUGGAGAUCCCUCACCGUCCUUCGGGGCAGAGGCCGCAGACAGCGCCUCCCCCACCUCCUCCCGAGGCCAACCCUUUUGGGAAUUAUGGGUUUGGACUCAUGGGGGGUUUCAUUCCCAUGGCAACUGCCAGAUUUGGAAACUUCACGCUUUCCACUGCCUUUGGUGGCUUUAUCCCCUCCCUGCUCAACAUUCAUUUCCAUGGUUUUCAGGAUGCCACUGUGUAUGGGACAACAUCUGGUUACCCGUUCGGGUUCAAUGCCUUUCAUGGAGGGAACACGAGAGGUUUUACGCAGCAACUGGCCAAGUGCAGCGGCAAGAGGACAAUGUCUUGAAGAAUCUUCUUUUGUUGAUUGGAUUUCUUGUCCUUCUUACGGUUAUUUUUGUGUAUUAAUAUCAUUCUGUGUUGAGGUUACUAUGCUUCUCAAGGAGUUGUUGUGUGUGUAAAUAUUUUAGAUGACCUCAAGAGGCAAUGGUAUGCUCUAGGAAGCUGCCUGUUUAGCUCUUUAAUAACUGUAUUAUAAGCAUCUGCAAGAACUUGAAUGCUACCUGUUUGAUCUUCUUCACUUGCCUGGUGUUUUACUGUCUUUUAAUA
Molecule: messenger RNA, 1133 nt
Organism: Cajanus cajan (pigeon pea)
Lineage: Eukaryota; Viridiplantae; Streptophyta; Magnoliopsida; Fabales; Fabaceae
Biological process (GO): ubiquitin-dependent protein catabolic process
Cellular component (GO): endoplasmic reticulum
Molecular function (GO): ubiquitin protein ligase activity
Source: RefSeq, a predicted model, not a curated record